This is a messenger RNA of Erpetoichthys calabaricus (reedfish), 3041 nucleotides long. Its product is annotated as apolipoprotein L3-like. The record is from RefSeq and is a predicted model, not a curated record. Gene Ontology annotation, cellular component: extracellular region; membrane. NCBI's taxonomy places the organism in Eukaryota, Metazoa, Chordata, Cladistia, Polypteriformes, Polypteridae. The transcript has 2 exons. The coding region runs from base 355 to 1227 and encodes 290 amino acids. Gene Ontology annotation, biological process: lipid transport; lipoprotein metabolic process. Gene Ontology annotation, molecular function: lipid binding.
GCCAGGGUUAAAAUUUUGGGUUGCAAAGAAGUCUGUCUUGUCCAUUAGAUCCUAGAAAGCAACUAUAAGCAAAAUAAGGUCCGGAUUGGUCAAAGGGUCUGGUGUAGGGUUGUAUAGGGAACAUACAGACAAGGCAGACAUUCGGUUUUAUUCAGUCAAGGGGAAGACAAUUUUAUAGGGACAAAUCACAUGCUUCCUGGUAAAAACUGUAAACCCUACACUGAAAAUGACAAAAUCCUAAUCAGGAUUACUCGGGGAGCUCAUUUCCCAACUAGUUUUAGAUGCAUUCCUAUUCUCUUAGUUGUAUAGUUGGUUAAUGACUUUCUGAUUUUUUUCUUUUACUAGGUUUUGAAUAUGUCCCCAGAAGAGAUGGAUCUUUUGCUGCAAGAAUAUGGAGAACAUUAUGACUUAUUCAUGGAAGAUCUACCUAGGCUUUCAACAGAGCUGUAUGAAUACUUGAGCCAGAUGGAAAAGAUUGCAGAUGGCAUGGAUGAGGUCCAGAAGAACACCACCAUUGGGAACAUAGUCAGCAGCUCCGUUGGUGUGCUAAGCGGCGUUUUGACCAUUGCUGGGCUGGCCCUGGCUCCUUUCGCUGCAGGUGGAUCCACAUUACUUGCUGCAAUGGGAACAGGACUAGGGACAACCAGUGGAGUUGGAGGGCUCCUUAUUGGCUUAGCAAAGUCUGUUCUCCAUUCCAAUGAAGAAAAGAUGGUCAAUGACAUAUUGAAGAAAUAUCUAACAGCCGCCCAUCCUGUUAUCCUGCUGGCUAAAGGAGAGGAUACGACUACAUGCACAGAUCUUUUUGAUCAGCAAGAAAUUGAGGACAUUUUAAAAUCAAGGAUUAGCACAUUUAAAAACCACGGGAAAAGCUUUGAAGAGAUAGGUAACUGUGUCAAGGCUUAUAAGGCCAUCAAAGCAAAGCCAAGUCUGGGAAAAACGGCAGAACGCUUGUGUAAGGUCAACGGUACUGUUCGGAAAACAAGACAGGCAAACAGGGUAAGGAAGAUGUUAAAGGGAACACCUGUAACCCUCUCAAGGACCACCAGGAUAAUGAAUGGCGUGACGAGUGCAGCAUUUAUUGGAAUGGAAAUCCAAUCUAUUUAUCAAGACAGCAUUGAUCUGUCAAAUGGCAGCAGGAGUGAAGCUGCUCAGAUUAUUAGGGAGAGAGUGGAGAUUCUGAGGGAAGAACUAGAUGAGUGCCUGCUCAUUCUACAGCAUAACUGGUAAUCAAUUAAAAAGUUCAAACUUAAAAUCAAAAAAGUUAGGUGUUAUUGAUGACCAUCGACUCAUGAAAAUUAAAAAGAAAUUGUAUAAUUCUUGUGAUCCUGUUCAAUUCUGUUUAAGCAAAUACUAGCCCAUAGUGAAAAUCUACAAUGAAGCCCAUCUGUGGCUGGGUCUACUAAUGUCUUCAAGAACUGAAAUUCUGAGAAGAUGCUGACAAGUUGAGAUCUGAGCUAACUUUGUUUUCCUUAUUACUAAUGUAAAAAAAAAAAAAACCUCUAAUAACAGAAUCAAGUUUUAGAAACCAAAAGAGUUUUCAUAAAAACGAGAAUGCUCUGCAAAGAGUUGGAAGGAUAUUCUUUUUAACUCUAUGAAAUCUUCUUCCUAGGCAUCAAUAAAGAAUUCACCAUUUAUUCACAUCUCAUUUAACGCUUCUAUCAUAAUGCCAAAAAUUCAGUUUAAAAAUAUCUUGAAUUUCCUUGUAACUGUAACUCCCAAAUACAUAAGAAGUGUUUUAAGAAAGUGGUGUAAUAUUGUAUGGUCACAGUGAACUGAUUAACUGCACUUGACUGUCCAUCUUGGAUUCAGUUGUUAAUGGUGAGUCUUGACUGUUUUUAUUAACUGAGCAUAUUCCCAAGUACUCAAAAAAGCACACUUUAGUCCAAAUUAAUUAUAAUCCCAGACAUAUUGUAAGAGUCGUCUAGAAAUUUUAUAUGGAAGGACAAAUAUUACAAGGAUGAAAUUAUAAAGACUGAAAGCAGAGGAUGGCAUGAUGCUACUUGACUUCCAAAUUUAUGACUUGGUUGCAAGUAUUUUUAUUUUGAGACAAUGGAAGGAAGAUGGAAGUGCUGAAGUUGUACCUGCUCGGUUGGUUCUUUAAAGAAAAUUGUGUAUGAACUGUUACUUGUAUGCCUUUAUCUGUGCAUUGGUUAUCAGUAAUAUUUGACAAUUUACAAGUAAUUAUACUGCAUUCCAUUUGAAGUGGAAAAGUGGAAUUUCUGGAGUUCCUAGUAAGAAUUUUCAACUGGAAAGUCAGAUUUCUAACUUGGAAACUCAGGGCUGGUCUGCCAUGUCUGAAUUUGUCUGACUUCGGAUCAUGACGUCAAUCCAAAAUUAUGACAUACACCAUGAACUUUAGUGAAAGCCAUAGUAUCAUACUGUUUAUUGGCUUUUCCGUCUGUUGUGUCUCAUUAAAUCAGUCGUGCACACAGUACUGUCCAAAUUCUAUCCGUGGACGUGUUGCUACAAUGUUUGUAUAUGCAAAAUUCCAUGUAGUGCAUUGUUAUCAACUGGUAUUUAUUCCAAUGGAGCAAACACAAGAAAGGUUUUCCUUGAAGUGUCCGUAUUGGUUUUCUGAAUGUUUUACUGGCACACAGUCAACACAGCUGUGACGUCAUUCCCAGGUCCGACAUCUAACUUCUGUGGUAAAUGAACCACAGCGUUAGAUUGUACUCCAUUUACUCAAAACACUGAACCAAUGUAGAAAAUGCUUUAAGUCGGAGACUCUGUUGUCUGUUGUUUCAUUACCAGAUAAUUUUGUAUUCCAGCCCCCUCUCCAAUGCACUGUAUUUAACUCAUAGAAGUCAUUUGAUUUUUCAAACUUCGGUGAUCUACCACCAUUCUAUGUAAACAUCCAAGAAAUCCUUUGUUAAUGUUCAGACUCAAAAGCAUCCAUUUUAGCUAGUAAUGAGGAGAAUAUUGGUAGUCUUUCCAGGCUUUAUAUCUACAUAAUCACUGGCAAUGUUGGGAUAGAGACAUCUCUCUCAGUAUCUCAGGUAAUGGUGGAAUUUACUCAUUGUUGACAUUUAUUUUUCACCAAU